AUGCUCCGCCACAUCCUCCACCAAACCCGGCACUUCACCACCACCCUCCCUUUCAAAUCCUCCAAAUCCUCCUCCUUCAAACCAUCCCCCUCCCCUCCCCGUCUCCCAAAAGAAGACCAAGAAACCUUCGAAUCCCUCACAAAAGCCUCCAUGGGUGCCUUCUCAACUUCUCACCUCCAAUCACCAUCUCCCAAUACCAAUACCAAUACAAAUACCACCGCACAAUCAACAAGUAGUACUAGCAAGAAUAAUACAAAUAUGAAAGCAGAAGACCUCCUUUCGGAGUUGAAACAUAAGGAUUUAUUAACCGGUGGGGAGAAACCUUUGUUUGAGGGGGAGAGGAAUCCGGUUACGGGGGAGGUUGGGGGACCGAAGACUGAACCUACGAAGUAUGGGGAUUGGAGUUUUAAUGGGAGGGUUACGGAUUUUUAA
Messenger RNA from Orbilia oligospora ATCC 24927, 432 nucleotides. RefSeq lists its product as uncharacterized. Lineage: Eukaryota; Fungi; Ascomycota; Orbiliomycetes; Orbiliales; Orbiliaceae. Gene Ontology annotation, cellular component: mitochondrion. Bases 1 to 432 code for a protein of 143 amino acids. Gene Ontology annotation, biological process: mitochondrial respiratory chain complex II assembly. The record is from RefSeq and is a predicted model, not a curated record. The transcript has a single exon.